AUGAAAACAACUGAUGUUAAGAUACAAGAAGACAUUUUUAAUGGAUUAAUAAUCGCUACAUCAUCAGACUUUAGCAAGUGUAGCUAUCAUAUUUUAUAUACUUCAGCUCUUCUUAUUGAUCAUCAUGAGCUCAAAGCAUUCACUGAAUUAGUAUAUACUAUAACUGGUGAAAAAUUCAGCAGGUUUAUCAAUUGUAAAUUACCUGAUAAUAACUGGAAUGAACUUGAUCACGUUAGAGUUCAACCGCCUUUUAGUUUAAGACUUAAAGUAAAGCCUUGGAUGCUUAGGAUUGGAUUAUUAAAGAAAAGGAUGAAGAAAGCUUUUGGAAUAUUCAUUAUAAAAUGCUUUUGGCAAGAUAGUGAUAAACCUGGAGAAGUUUUUGAAUGCGACUCAUCUAUCGCAGAAAAAAUUAGACAAGAAAAUAAAAAUUCUUCACAAUCAUCUCACAAGUAUAAUGAACCCUUUAUAGCGACAGAAACAUAUGAGAAGAGAUAUAUAAAACCAUUAUCCAAUGAAUGUGAUAUCUAUGUUAGAUCACCUUGGAAAACAGGAAAAACAUAUGUUCUUGAAAAUCUGGCUAUUCCUGAUGAUGUAAAUUUGCAUGUAUUAUCUACGCGUCACUCUUACUCGAAUACUAUUACUAUACGACUUAAUCUUAAAUCAUAUUGCGAUAUUGAUGAUAAUAUAAAUCUACCUGAUCAUAAGAGGGUAGUGUGUCAGAUAGAGAGUCUACAUCGCAUUAUCAAUAAUUGCAAAUGUGAUAAAAAGUGUAAAUGUUCUCCAAGCCAAUAUGAUUUAUGCCUUGAUGAAAUAGUAUUGAUAAUUGCUCAGGCAUAA
Funneliformis geosporum is the source of this 837-nucleotide messenger RNA. The record is from the annotation of a GenBank genome assembly. Lineage: Eukaryota; Fungi; Glomeromycota; Glomeromycetes; Glomerales; Glomeraceae.